AUGGUUACGGCACUCGCAGGUCCGGAGAGGGCUGCGCUUCGCCCGCCAGCAAUGCCCUCGAGGAUGGAUCAGCGAGUUAUGAAGCGGCCCCGCAACAACCAGCAGAAAGGUCGCAAAACUAGAGCGAACAUAAAGGUCGCGUCCCUAAACAUGCGCGGGAGGUGGCAUAACGGGGCAGACAAGUGGCCGCACAUUAACCAACUAGUUAAAGAACAGAAAAUAGGAAUACUAGCACUACAGGAAACUCACCUGACGAAGGAAGACAAAGAUACCAUCAACUCCACCCCCGGAUUCAGAAUCCAGGUUAUAUCCUCAAUAGACCCAGCACGGACAAACGCUAAAGGUAUAGCAAUAGUUAUCAAUAAAAAACUUCUCGGGACAUCGGGCAUAAAAACCCACGUACUUGCGCCAGGUAGAGCAAUACUCACAAUCAUCCCCUGGCAGAAAGAUAGCAUGAUAAGGGUCCUUGCAAUUUACGCACCAAACGAUGCGCAAUCAAACCAAGCGUUCUGGGAAUUGCUACAGUCCAAGCUUCGAAACCUGCCGAGACCGGACUUAAUGUUAGGAGACUUCAAUAUCAUAGAAGAUUCACUCGAUCGCUUACCUCCUAAGACGGACAAUGCGAGCGCAUCCAAGGCUCUACACCAACUCAAGGCGCAUCUCAGACUAAGAGACGGCUGGAGAUAUGAGAACCCCGAUACAUUAGCAUACACCUUCGCACAAUCUGCAUUCCAAGGCGGCAGUCAAUCGAGAAUUGACAGAAUUUACAUCAAUGACGAACUCUUACCAUUCAGUAAAGACUGGGAUAUCUCCCCACCGGGCAUACACACUGACCAUCAGCUCAUAUCCGCGAGAAUAAGCAGCAAGAAUAUGCCAUAUGUAGGCAAAGGACGAUGGUCCCUGCCCCUUCAUGUCCUGAAGGACGAAAACCUUGCCGAGUCCAUACUGAAUCUGGGCAAAAUGCUACAAAACAAGAUAGAUGAAUGUGAGGAUAAACGCAGCGAUAUCAUGAACCCCCAGCUUGCCUUUAGUGACUUCAAGACUCAGGCAAUCAAACUAUGCCGAACCACGGCAAAGAAGAUUAUACCUAAAAAGAGAAACAAGCUCCUCACCCAACUGAAAACGACAAUGAACGACCAGAACAUGUCGGACGAGGAUAAACGAAUCGUGGGGUCACACAUCCAAGGAAAACUAAACCAGUUAGAGAUUAAAUGCCACGAUAACAACAGGAAUAACUUAGCAACAAAAAUUCGCCUUGAAAGCGAAUCUGCAACAAGAACAAAAGCCGCAGGAUACCAUAGUAGAACUAAGGAACCUCGGAUCGGAUACAAACAACCCAACCUAUGA
Suillus plorans is the source of this 1347-nucleotide messenger RNA. Its product is annotated as Endonuclease/exonuclease/phosphatase. Gene Ontology annotation, cellular component: nucleus. The transcript has 3 exons. Gene Ontology annotation, molecular function: phosphoric diester hydrolase activity; DNA-(apurinic or apyrimidinic site) endonuclease activity; double-stranded DNA 3'-5' DNA exonuclease activity. NCBI's taxonomy places the organism in Eukaryota, Fungi, Basidiomycota, Agaricomycetes, Boletales, Suillaceae. Bases 1 to 1347 code for a protein of 448 amino acids. The record is from RefSeq and is a predicted model, not a curated record. Gene Ontology annotation, biological process: base-excision repair.